GAUCAGCCGGAUCUCCAAAACCGAACAUCAUCGUCCUUCCAGUAUUUAAAGUGGAGCAAGGCAGGGGCUUUCCACUAUGGUCGCCUUGGUACUUGGCGUGCUAAAAUAUGCCUUUGUCUUUAGUUAUGGCUUGUUCACGUUGACUCGCUACGGAGUGGCAGCAGUUUUAAGUGGAUACUUUUUCAAAAAAACCACCGAGAAAGAUACCUUGGAUUUGCAGCUUGCUCGCAAUCGACUGUGGGACCUCUCGAAAAAAUGGUUGGCCUUUUCGCAUCAGAUGCUUACUUUACAAAACGGUUUCAAAUUCCACUAUGUCUGCAAUGAGCCUAAUGCUAUUCCCAGUGCCCAGAAACCUUUAGUUAUCUUCAUCCAUGGAUUUCCUGACAGCUGGGCGAUAUGGCGUCAUAUCUUAAACGUAGAGUCUCUCCAAGAUGCCGCUACCGUGGUCGCGGUCGACCUACCUGGGUAUGGUGGAAGCGAAGGUUUGAGCCGGUACUCUGCAACCCAGGUUCUGGAGAACUUGACGGAGUUUAUCAUCGCUGUGAGAGCAAAGUACGGCAUUGAUGGCACUAAUGGCACCAGACAGCAAAGAACAAUAAUUGUUGGGCACGAUUGGGGAUGUCUGAUCUCCAUGCGUCUUGCGGCUGACGCUCCCCAGCUAGCUGAUCGGUUCAUUUUGACGAAUGGCCCACUCAUACCUCUGGUAGUUUCUAAUGGCCGAUACAGGCUGUCUUCAUCAUUAAAGAUGUUCAAAACUUUCCUACAUUCACCGAUCCAGUCACGUUCGCUAUUUUCCAAUGCACUACGAUCGCUCAAGCCUGUAUUCCAACAGAUAUGGCUUUCCGGGUACAUUUUUGCUUUCCUUCUUCCUUCAGCUUUCGUUGAAUACCUUGGCGCAGGGGGGAACUACUCGUUUCUAAAACUGAUUCAUAUCAUGUCGUAUGGCAAGCAAGAGUUUACUCCUACAGAUGCUGCAGAGUGCAUGGCAAGCACUAUCGGACCAUCUGCUCACGAAUGCAAGACAAAAACUGUGGAUGACGAGGAGUAUCCAAAGUCACUUGCAUACAAGCGUGUUCUCUCGAAUUUCCUAGAAAUGACUAGUUAUUAUCGCGACAACACAGCUGUUUCUCGCUGGCGCAAGUCCGUUGAGACAAUCACCAGCCUACACAGCAUUAGGCAAGGGAAUGAGGACUGCCGAGUUGGCAGCGGAGCCGGACUAUUUGAUGACGGACCGACCGGAGGCCUGAAGGCCAGCACAACCGUCCUCUGGGGGAAGGCGGAUACUGCCCUAAACCCGCAAUUAUGUCUAGACGGAAUUUCUGAGUACCUUGUUAAGGAUAGUCACGUUGUUGAGCUCCCGAAUUCUGGACAUUUCACGCCGUUGGAGCGGGAGAGCCGGAUUGCGAUCACCAAGACUGUUGAGUGGGCUGCAAAAGGGGAAAGGGAGGAUAUCGGGGCUAUUAUUCAGGCCUGCUAUCCAAGCGCAACUGUGACAGUUAGGAAGUAGAUUCAGGGGCAUGUGGGGUAUAAUUUCUUUUUGAUGCUGUUUUUCUUUGUUUUCUUGUGCGGCAACCCCCUCCCCCGGGGAUGAUGUAUCAAUAUCCGAGGGAGGGAAUGGAUAUGGCUUCAUAAGUCUAGUAGCAGAUAGAGGGUUGAAAACCUUAAAUACGGGGUAGAAUCUAGAUACACAAGCCCCCAUAAUAAAACACUAAUGUUAGUGAAUCGUAAU
This is a messenger RNA of Aspergillus ochraceoroseus IBT 24754, 1729 nucleotides long. RefSeq lists its product as uncharacterized. Gene Ontology annotation, molecular function: hydrolase activity. The transcript is spliced from 3 exons. The coding region runs from base 77 to 1507 and encodes 476 amino acids. The record is from RefSeq and is a predicted model, not a curated record. NCBI's taxonomy places the organism in Eukaryota, Fungi, Ascomycota, Eurotiomycetes, Eurotiales, Aspergillaceae.